Molecule: messenger RNA, 1242 nt
Organism: Fusarium subglutinans
Lineage: Eukaryota; Fungi; Ascomycota; Sordariomycetes; Hypocreales; Nectriaceae
Product: CMGC CDK CDK7 kinase
Exons: 2
Coding region: 1-1242 (413 amino acids)
Biological process (GO): positive regulation of transcription by RNA polymerase II; protein phosphorylation
Cellular component (GO): cytoplasm; nucleus; transcription factor TFIIH holo complex
Molecular function (GO): cyclin-dependent protein serine/threonine kinase activity; ATP binding; RNA polymerase II CTD heptapeptide repeat kinase activity
Source: RefSeq, a predicted model, not a curated record
AUGGCGCUCUCACCAGUCGUAACACACACCGUUGAAGCAACGCAGCCGCAAAGCUUCGGGCGCGCAAUCUCUUCGCCUCUAAAGAAUGUCACUUCGCAAACUUCUUCUUCCAAUGGAACGCCAAUGCCUCCUGUCACUUCUGCGCCUGCCCCGACGAGUAUUCCCACGACUCUCGAUCUUGCAGAGCAGAUGAACGAUGAGGAGAAGCGCAAAUACGUCAAGGGCAAGAAGCUCGGUGAGGGUACAUACGCCGUUGUCUUCCUAGGCCACUUGCGCUCCAAGCCUACCACUCUCGUCGCCAUCAAGAAGAUCAAGGUCCAGAAAGAGUACGAUGAGGGCAUGGCCCCCGACGCCGUCCGCGAAUUGAAGCACCUCCAGGAGCUCUCCCACCCAAACAUCAUCUCUCUCCUUUCCGUAUUCUCCUCCAAAGAUCAGAACCUCAACCUCGUCCUCGAGUAUCUUCCCCGCGGCGAUCUAGAAAUGCUUAUUCGCGAUACCGAAUCCGUGCGCUACGGUGCCGCUGAUAUCAAGACAUGGAUGGGCAUGCUCACUCGUGCCGUCUGGUUCUGCCACGAAAAUUUUGUUCUCCAUCGUGAUAUCAAGCCAAACAACUUGUUGAUCGCCGAGGACGGCGAAGUCAAGCUUGCUGAUUUCGGUCUUGCGCGAAGCUUCGCUGAUCCUCAUCAACUCAUGUCCUCGCGCGUCAUCACUCGCUGGUACCGACCUCCUGAGCUGCUCUUCGACGCGAAGCACUACAGCGGUGCUGUUGAUGUCUGGUCUGUUGGCACUGUGUUCGCUGAACUCAUUAUGCGUGCGCCCUAUCUUCCUGGUAACACAGACCUUGACCAAGUUCGGCUUGUCUGUGAGCUUGUCGGCACGCCCACCGACGAUAACUGGCCUGGCGUUACGAAACUCCCAGGCUAUGCUGUUCCUGGGCAACACCCGGUCCGUGGUAAGGACUGGUAUGAGAUGCGCUUCGGUACUGUUGGUUCUGACGGUGUGGACCUGCUGAUGAAGACACUUAUUCUCGACCCCAAGAAGCGCAUCACUGCCCGUGGCAUGCUUGAGCAUCCUUGGUGGCAUUCUGAGCCUAAGCCUACCCGCAAGCAAGAUUUGCCUCGAAAGGGUGGCGCAGGCGCCGAUGACAAGAUGGGCGCUGAUCUAAAGCGAAGGCCAGGCGUAAUUGACGAUGACAGGGGUUCCAAAGUCGCACGCAAGCUUGAUUUUGGCGGCAUGAAAUAG